Messenger RNA from Ananas comosus (pineapple), 2442 nucleotides. RefSeq names its product pentatricopeptide repeat-containing protein At1g31920. NCBI's taxonomy places the organism in Eukaryota, Viridiplantae, Streptophyta, Magnoliopsida, Poales, Bromeliaceae. The transcript has 2 exons. Bases 388 to 2217 code for a protein of 609 amino acids. Gene Ontology annotation, molecular function: protein binding; RNA binding; zinc ion binding. The record is from RefSeq and is a predicted model, not a curated record. Gene Ontology annotation, biological process: RNA modification.
UUCUCUUUUGCCAGAUAGGAAACUCACUUUUGAGUUUCGAAAUACUUUUUAAUUCCUCGUUUGGCUUUCCCCUUCUUAGAAACAUCAUGAGCCACAAAAAAAUAUGGCAACUGCUGCACCACAAGCCACAAUGAGAGAGAGAGAGAGAGAGAGAGAGUUUUCCAGCAGAGACCUCCAAAAUUAGAAUAAUGGCUCUUCCCAUCUAACUGAAGAAGGAAGAUCUGUCCAUCGCUCCAAUGCAUGCUGCUACUCGGGGGGUGAAAAAUGCUGCUCUUAGAAGGCCACUCUCUAAUGGAUGCAGCUGCUUCAUAGAUGUAUCUCUAUUGAGUGACAGUUACAAGCUAAAACCAAGAAUUCACCAUUCUUUUUAGAAAACUGAAUGAUAUUAUGGUAGGAAGUUUAGCCUUCAAUCAGAUCCCGCAAUUCCUAGCACCAUCAAACUGCAUCACAGAACCCUCAGAACAUAAACUGCUGGAGCAGGCAUCAUCGUCAUCACUGCUCCCCUUCCUGCGUCAACUCAGUUCAAUCGAAGAAUUCAAGAAGGUCCAUGCCCAAUACAUCAAGCUCGGAUUGGACCGCAUUCCCCGCCAUGCUGGGGAUCUACUCCUUGCAUGUACAAUUUCCGACUGGGGCAGCAUGGACUAUGCCUUAUCAAUCUUCCUCACACUUGACGAACCAGGCACGUUCGACUUCAAUACACUGAUCAGAGGAUAUGUUAAGCACCAUGAACCUGAAGCAGCGCUAAUUAUGUACAAAGAGAUGCAAGAGAGGAGUGUCGCGCCUGACAACUUCACAUUCCCUUUCGCUCUCAAGGCUUGCGCUGUGCUGCCAGCCAUUCGAGAAGGAACUCAGAUCCACGGGCAUGUUGCAAAGCUUGGAUUUGAAUGUGAUGUCUUUGUCCAGAACAGUCUCAUCAACUUGUAUGGCAAAUGCGGGGAGAUUGAACUUGCGAGCAAAGUAUUCGACCAACUGGGUUCAUAUAGGACAGUAGCUUCUUGGAGCGCCCUUCUUGCGGCACUUACUAGAAUGAGCUUCUGGGGUGAGUGCCUGACGCUAUUUGCGACAAUGACUAAUGAAGAAAGGUUAAGGGCUGAUGAGAGCUCAAUGGUCAGUGCUCUGUCCUCGUGCACGCAUUUGGGUGCUUAUGACCUGGGCAGAAGCAUCCAUUGUUCCCUGCUCAGAAAUACUACAGGCCUUAAUAUAAUCAUGCAAACUUCAUUGAUAGAUAUGUACGCAAAAUGUGGAUUCCUGGAGAAGGGGAUUAAAAUAUAUGAGAAAAUGCCUGAGAAGAAUGCUUGGGCAUAUAGUGCAAUCAUAUCCGGAUUGGCCAUUUAUGGAGAGGGGAAAAGGGCUUUGCAAGUAUUUGAAAGCAUGCUCAAGGAAGGGCACAAACCUGAUGAAGCCAUUUAUGUGGGAGUACUAAGUUCUUGUAGCCAUGCUGGGUUGCUUGAAGAGGGCCUUCAUUGCUUUGAUAGGAUGAGGUUCGAGCACCGGAUCACGCCCAAUUCUCAACACUAUGGGUGUAUGGUGGACCUAAUGGCCCGGGCAGGAAAGUUGGAAGAGGCGUACAAACUAAUCAUGAGCAUGCCAAUGGGACCCACUGACACGGCGUGGCGAAGCCUGCUGAGUGCCUGUAAAAUCCAUGGAAACUUGGAGCUGGCAGAAUGUGCGUGUCGAAAUCUAAUGCAAUUAGAUGCUCAAAACAGUGGAGAUUUCAUAAUUCUCGCGGAUAUGUAUGCAAAAGAGAAAAGGUGGGAUGAUGCAGCAAGAAUCAGAACAGAAAUAGCGAAUAAAGAGCUGACACAAAUUCCCGGUUGUAGCGCAGUUGAGGUAAAAGGGAGAAUGCACAUCUUUUUUUCACAGGAUAAGUCACACCCACAAAGCGAAGAAGUGAACGAGAUGUUAUAUCAGAUGGAAUGGCAGCUCAGGUUCGAGCGGUACACUCCAGAUACAUCUGAAGUGUUUAAUGAUGUUGAUGGGGAGGAGAAAAAGGUAUUGCUCCGUGGGCAUAGUCAGAAACUUGCAAUAGCUUUUGCUCUUCUGAAUACAAGCAAAUGGAGUACAAUAAGAAUAAUUACAAAUAUUAGGAUGAGUAGAGAAUGCCAUACCUACACAGCAUUGAUUUCGAGGAUUUUUGGGCGGGAGAUUGUCGUCAGGGACCGGAGCCGCUUCCACUGCUUCAGGAACGGGGAAUGCACUUGUGGAGAGUACUGGUGAAUAAAAGAGUGCUGUAGAAUGACAGAUUUGUAGUUUACAGAUGGCUUUGAUUUGUGUACGAUAAUUCCCAGUCUACGUUCUCUCCAGAUGAAUGGCCUUACAGAUCUGUCAUAUAAAAUCUCUGUAGCUGGCGAAAGAUAACCUGAUGUGUUCGAAACACAUCAUAUGAACUGUAGAUGCAAGGGACUUGUAAAGCAAUAAUAGAUCCAAUUUCUUUUGUAAAUU